UCCAUCGCAUGCUGAAAGCACGGCCACAUUAACAGUGAUCUACAGCGGGUUGCUUGUGGAUUAUACUUUUGUUUUCGGUGUCCUGUAUCAUACUAAAAUUUAACAUAAGCCAUGGCAGACACAAAAGUAGACUCCGCAACUGAAAUCUCCGCCAAGGAUUUGAAAGAGAAGAAGCUCUUGGAAGAGAAGGAGAAUGGAAAGGAUGCUGCUACCAAUGGAAAGGAGAAUGAGGAGAAUGGCGAGCCAGAGGUAGAUGAUGAGGAUGAUGAGGAAGUGGAUGAAGAGGACGAGGAUGAAGACGGAGAGGGAGAUGAGGAAGACGAUGACGAUGAUGAUGACCUUGGUGGUGGCACAAAACGAGCAGCAGAUGAUGAUGACGAUGAUGAAGAUGAUGAGGAUGAAGUAGACCCCAAGAAGCAGAAAACUGAUGACGACGACUGAAGCGCUCUUCCGUCCCGCUGAACUGUUCGAAGCCUCUUCAGUUCCACGGUUGGGCUUGAGGACAGAACUCAGAAAAGACAUAAAACAUUAAAAUAAAAAAUAAAAAAACAUGAAAACAUGGUCAUCAUCAAGCAAGUUCACCAUCCGUGCUCAAUCAACCCGACUGCAAAUUUUUCUCCAGGGAGAACCACGACAGAUUCCAACAAGUGUCUCGACAUUCUGAACGGCAAACAUAAAACUGAAAUUUGUUUGUAUUUUUAUUUACAUUUUAUAUUUUUGUACAUAUUGUUAUGAGGUCAGCCACUUUAUCAUGAUCUCCUGUGACCAAAUCGGUGCUUCUGUAUGAAAUAUACCUUGUUUGACCAUGUCUCAGUUUCAACAGAACAUGUACAAAUCAGCAUUGAAUUCAGAGCAUUCCAGUAAAUUUUAUGUAUGAACCUUUUUGUUGUACCAUAACAAGUUGCACCAUAACUAGUUUUUUUUUUGUUUGUAUGAGAGGGGUUGGGCCAAAGAAAAGGAGUUACUUUUCUUGUUUUGUGUUCUUUUUUUGUCAGCAGUUUUUGUUUAACCCGGUCCUUUUUAAUGUAUGUGUGAAGUUUGUUGUUCAACAAUAAACCUUUUAUUUUGUGAGUUGUA
Molecule: messenger RNA, 1077 nt
Organism: Alosa alosa (allis shad)
Lineage: Eukaryota; Metazoa; Chordata; Actinopteri; Clupeiformes; Clupeidae
Gene: ptmab
Product: prothymosin alpha b
Exons: 5
Coding region: 112-441 (109 amino acids)
Biological process (GO): positive regulation of transcription by RNA polymerase II; negative regulation of apoptotic process
Cellular component (GO): nucleus
Molecular function (GO): histone binding
Source: RefSeq, a predicted model, not a curated record